AUGCAUUUCUCCCAUCUCGUUCUUUUUCUCGCUGGUGCCAGUGCGGCUGCCAUCAAGGGUCGCGCCGAAAAUGGCCAGAAAGGGCUUCUCUACGCCCGUCAAGAUGCUAGCACGACGAUGACCGCCACCGUGACCAACGCCGACGGAUCGACAGACACUAUCACGGCCACCUUCACUGAGAGUGCUUCUGUUUCGACCACCACCUCUACUGCCACCGAGACCCUCAGUAGCAUCAGCACCACGACCGACGUCUCUACGUCCACCCAGACUGUGUCUGGCGAUGCCACCCUGACCGUCACCACCACUGAAUCUGAGACUGUUUCCGGCAGUGCCGCCGUGACCGUGACCACCGCCAAAACCACGACUGUCACCGACGAAAGCACCACGACGGUUAGCGGGAGUGCAACCGAAUCUCUCACCACCACUGCAACUCGGACGGUCACCGACGAAAGCACCAAGACGGUCACCGACGACAGCACCAAGACGGUCACCGACGAAAGCACCAAGACGGUCACUAGCAGUGCUACCGAGACCGAAACCAUUACUAGCAUCUCCACGCUGACCGUCAGCACCACCCAAGAUUCCACGCAGACGGUCACUUCGACCGAGACCACAACUACAACGGCGACACGACCUUUUGCACCACCCGCGUUCCGCCCAGGCCGUCCAGGCCGUCCAGGACGCCCUGGACCUCCAUUCGGCCCGAAGAGACGUAGCUAG
This is a messenger RNA of Capronia epimyces CBS 606.96, 720 nucleotides long. RefSeq lists its product as uncharacterized. The transcript has 2 exons. The coding region runs from base 1 to 720 and encodes 239 amino acids. Lineage: Eukaryota; Fungi; Ascomycota; Eurotiomycetes; Chaetothyriales; Herpotrichiellaceae. The record is from RefSeq and is a predicted model, not a curated record.